GAAUAGUCGUCACUCCCUUUCAUUUUCUAUAUUGUUUGAGUCUAAAUCUGCAAUCGUGCAUAGUUUUCCCCGAAAAAUCUUAGUAAUAUUUUAUGCAACCAAUUCAAUAACUCAUUACUUUGAUUCUGAACAUAGUAACUGAACGUGAACUACAGAAAAUAUGGUGAAAAUUUUUUGUCUACUUUAAAUUAUCUCACUUGAAAAGUUGGCUGGAUAUGAAAUUGCAGCAUAAAAAAAUUUUAGAAUGACGUAAAAUUUAAAAUUUGCGAGUGUAAAAAACAAAAAAAAAAUAGAAUAUUAGAAUUAAACCUGGCCUUAUAUGAGUGCAAGAGGGUACGCGUGUGUAUUUGUUUAGUACUCGGAGUAUUGAGUUUAGGAAAAAAUGAGUAAGCCAGAAACAGAUUCGGACAGCUCGGAGGAAUUUUUCGAUGCUGAAGAUUCUACGCCUAAUCGUCUGUCCACCUUAAGUCGUAAUUGUAAGCUGUCGCUUGAUAAUGCUCCAGCGCAAGAUGGAUUUAUUUUCCCAGAGCCAGCUGUGCGUGUCAAUCCAUCAUCAGACAGCGAUGCAACGCCAAUAGGUGGUGUCACACCAUCCACAAGCAGCCCAACAAGUAGUUUGAGUUUGGGAACGCGUGGUCCUAAACAAGACAUAUUUGUAGAGCCUAAACCUGUGCAGUUUGGUAGGCAGCGCUUUCACGAAUUGCGUCAAUGCAUGCAAAAUGAUGAAGAUGAUAAUCCUGGAAACACUCUCACACCUGAUUCUCAGAAUAGUUCCACUGAUGGGGUUUUCACAAAUCGCACUACGCAUCCUUUUAAGGUGAUCGAAAAUGAUACUAUGAGUAUACAAAGUAUGACCUCGUUGGGACGCGUUGGACGCAUUUUAGCUGGGAAUAUAGAUCCAUCUGCUUUGAGUAUCGAUCGCGAGUCACUAGCAGCCCAUUCGGCAUCCUCGGCGAAUUCUCAUCAACUGCAGCAGCAGCAACAGCAACAACAGCAAAUGUACUUACAACAUUUGCAACAACAACAGCAACAGCAGCAACAACAACUACAGCAAAAUUUAGGUAUCAUGGCUCCAUCAACUAGCAAUAAUUUGGCUGCCUUGGUUGAGCAACAAAAUGUUGCUGCUGCAGCAGCAGCUGCCGCCGCAACGGCGCCACGUUCUAGUAGUAAUGUUUCACGCAUAUCUACGAAAUAUACCUCAACACCAGCAGCAUCACCAACACACAGUCAAACUUCCACUUCCACAAUUGGCGCUGUUGUGACUGCUGCUGCGGUGACGGCAGUAAAUCGAACAAUUCCUGAUCCUAAAAUAAUAUUUCAAGAGCCUGACGUGAUUGCCAGUACUAAAUUGGCACAUUCGAAAACGACAGACUCGAUUACAUCGAGUGGCCCAAUUGCACCACCUAGACGCAAGAAAAAGUCACGGAAAUCAACCAGUUCUUCGGAUCAAUUAAGUAUGAAUGAAGCCAUGCAAAUGUCUGCUGCACCAGACACUGAAGACACCGAUAGCGAUACUCGUUCGGUGAAGAGUGUGCUUGAUGUGCAACAGAAGUUGCACGACGAUCUUGCUGAAGAAAUUGAACGUUCGUGGCAGGAAAAAAAAUCAUUUGCAAGUGUACAUGCUGUCGGUGGCGCGACUACAGCGGCCCCUAUCGGCACCGCAACAAUAAAUAGUACAUCUUUGCACAUGUCCGUAGGCAGCGGCCGGCCGCAUAGCAUUGGCAUGAAUGCGCUUACUAUGGGUAUUUCGAAUAUUCCAUUAGGACCAUCCAUGACCAUGACCUCUUCAACGGGAGUCGUAACCGCAUCUAUUGCAUCGUUGGCUCAAACAUCUACCUGCAAUACACGCCCAGUUACCACAGCAACUGUUGGUGGUUCUAUAAAUCGUAUUUCACAUUCGUUGGGCAACAGUUCAACAUCGGUUUACUCCAAGCCCAGCCCAUCGAAUUCGGCGAAGAGCAACUCUGCACCCGGACGUGUCAGAUACUUUUAUGCUGCUGGUUUCAUUUACAGCUCCAUUGAUCCUUCACAAGGUCUUAAUCUGUAUAAAGCCACACAAGGUGGCUGUGUGGUAAAGCCACGUGACGAAGCGUGCAAUAAGGCUGAGGGUCCAACACAGGAGGAAAUUAAACGCAUCGAACAAAUUUUAAUGGAUGAUGGUGCACGUCCCAUUUUAGCUGGAACCGGUUCGAAUAGUUUGGGUAGCGGUACAAGGUAUCCAUCACUUGUGUAUCGCUCCAGUAGCGAUAAGGAGCGUCGUAAAUCCGCCGGCGACGAGGAUGUGCUGAAACAAAUGAAUAUUUAUGUGCGCACGCGUACCAGUUCCGGCAAGCAAUUAACUGAUUUUGAAAUACUUAAGCAAGUGCCAGUCAAAAACUUAGAUACUGGCGAGAAUAUGACCUUAUCUGAGGUCCGUUCGCCGCCCGUGCCCGAAGGCUGGAAUCCCUUAUCGCUGCAUAUACUGAAACUCACAUCCCAUUUGGAGGUGAAUCCCAAGGAAUCCGAUGAGGAGAGUGUCAUCGGCAUACCGCCAUGUAGUGAAGGUCAGCCGCCGGAUGAAGAGGAAGGUGAGGCAGAAGAUGGUAGUCGUUUGAAGAAGCGGACGGCACGUUUUAAACGCUUACUCGGUGCGACAGUGCGUAAAACUGUUGACAAAGCAAAAUCGUUGGCAUCUGAGGUAUCGCAUGCACGUCAUAAGGAAGAUGUAGCCGACAUAACAGAUGUGAUGAAUCCCGAAGCGAAUAUAAAAAUUAAAGCCUCAUCAACAAAUAAGGGACCAUAUGAAUUUACGAAAUUGCAACAUGUGCAGGAUUUGUAUGGUGAACACACCGGAGCUGUUUGGUGCAUGAAAUUUAGCUCUUGUGGUCGUCUAUUAGCUACCGCAGGUCAAGACAAAGUGUUACGUAUUUGGGUGUUAAAAGAUGCUUAUCCAUUCUUUCAGGAUAUGCGUACAAAAUAUAAUGCCGAUCAGAAAUCUUCCCCAACACCAUCGCAAGAGUCGCUUGUUUCCCAACACUCAGAAGAGGCGAUCGCUAUGGCAGCCGCCGCGGAGAAAUGCACUGGACCAUUUAUGCCGAAAGCAUUCUGCACUUACAUUGGUCAUACCUCAGACUUAUUGGACGUUUCGUGGUCGAAAAACUAUUUCAUACUCUCUAGCUCUAUGGAUAAGACUGUACGUUUGUGGCAUAUUUCGCGGAAGGAGUGUCUAUGCUGCUUUCAACACAUCGAUUUCGUCACAGCAAUCGCUUUUCAUCCACGCGACGAUCGCUAUUUUCUAAGUGGCAGUUUGGAUGGUAAGCUACGCUUGUGGAAUAUACCCGACAAGAAGGUGGCAUUAUGGAAUGAAGUCGAUGGUCAAACGAAACUAAUUACCGCUGCGAAUUUUUGUCAAAAUGGACAAUUUGCCGUUGUCGGCUCGUAUGAUGGCCGCUGUAUUUUCUACAAUACAGAUCAGUUGAAAUAUCACACCCAAAUACAUGUGCGUUCAACGCGUGGCAAAAAUCGUAUUGGACGUAAAAUAAGUGGCAUAGAACCAAUGCCUGGCGAAGAUAAGAUACUUGUGACGUCCAAUGAUAGUCGCGUACGUUUGUAUGAUUUACGUGAUUUAAAUUUAUCCUGCAAAUAUAAAGGGUAUUUGAAUGUAUCAUCACAAAUUAAAGCGUCAUUUAGUCAUGAUGGAAAGUAUAUUAUUGCUGGUUCCGAAAAUCAAUGCAUAUAUAUAUGGAAAACGAAUCAUGAUUACUCGAAAUUGAGUUCGGUGCGACGUGACCGCAGUGACUUUUGGGAAGGUAUUAAAGCGCACAAUGCCACAGUGACUUGUGCCAUUUUUGCACCACAUCCAGAGGCCAUUAUCAAGUCAGAACCUGACGAAAUUGGACCAAGCGAAAAGCUACCAAACCAUCAGCCAGAUCCGCUUGUCGAGCAGCAUAAAAAGGGAUGUGGGUAUGUAAUGGUCAGCGCCGAUUUCAAUGGUGCCAUUAAAGUGUUUAUCAAUAAAACGAAACCGAAGCAUAGCAGUUUACCCUAUACAGCAAUUGCAGACUAAAAAAAUUUUUUUUUUUAAUAUUUAACGCUGAAUUUAAAAAUUAUUGAUUUAAAGAUAGAAAAAAAAGAAAAGUGAUAUCGAUGAGGUGGAAAGAAGAUAUACUACGUAGCUUAAAACAAAACAUUUCUUUGUCUAAUCAAUAAAAAGACUUAUAAAAUAUAAAUUUUGUGUUUUGGAAAAUUAUUAGAACAAAAAAAAUUGUUUCGGUAUGCCUAUAUAUUCUUAAUGCAAAAUAAAAAAUAAAAAAUAAAAAGUAGAAAAUAAAAACCAAAAAUCAACAACUAUGUAACUGCGCCGCCUCCGAUGAAGGGAAUAUAAAAUUUCUUUUCUACAUUUUACAAUUUGUUAAAAUAAGCACUUCUCCUUACACUGCAAGUAAUUUAGUUGAAUUGUGUAUAAUUUAAAAAUUUCUCAUUUGAUUAACGGAGUAUUAAGUAUUGUAUGUAUGUAUAUGGUAUAUGCUUAUAUUUAUACAACAUUUUUGGCCGCAAUUUAUUCGUAUUCAUCACUGCACUGCGCUGCAAUUGUGUUAUUAUUUUUAUUACCAUUGUAAUUACGAUAUAUGUAAAAUGUAGUUUACACAUACAUAGCUACAUAUUAGCAGUUAAAAUUUAAGUUUCAAUUGACGUCUAGAAUGCUAUGCUACUACUAUUUAGAUAAUACAAUGUAUGUAUUUAUGUAUUAUUAUUUGCGUGGCUGACUAGUCUCGAAGCAAUAAA
Ceratitis capitata (Mediterranean fruit fly) is the source of this 4764-nucleotide messenger RNA. RefSeq lists its product as uncharacterized. The transcript has 11 exons. Bases 383 to 4045 code for a protein of 1220 amino acids. Gene Ontology annotation, molecular function: protein binding. The record is from RefSeq and is a predicted model, not a curated record. NCBI's taxonomy places the organism in Eukaryota, Metazoa, Arthropoda, Insecta, Diptera, Tephritidae.